UUCAAGAGCUCCAUACCCCAAAGAAAUUCGGUUUUUUGUAUGCUCCUUCUUGGCCGAAAAUUUUCACUUUUCACUAGGGUUUCUCCCUCCACCUUCAAGCUCGGAUCUUGACUCUUGGAUUGGGGAUUUCAAGCCUCUUGAUUUGGAUUUGCAAUGUCUCCGCGUCGAUCUCGUCCCCGGAGGAGCCGUUCUCGUUCACAGCAUAGUGAGGAGGAGGUCCCCACGACAUCCUCUCCCGCGGCUUCAUUUUUCGGGGUGGAAUUUCCCGCGGGUAGCCUUCCUCCUCACGCCAACACCGGAUGUAGUCGGGAGGUUUUCUCUUCCGCUACUCUUAGGCAGGCUGUUGGCCCACUUCCUCGGUUCGACGGGGAUCGUCCAAAUGACUCUUGCCGUUCGAUACAGGAAGGAGGGCGCCAUUGCUUGCGCCAACUUAUCACAGAUGCCUCCUUCACCCCUGAUUCUACUUCCACUCAGGUUCUAAAGAAGCCGGGUUUUCUAUUUGGAGAUCAUGUCAGGGAUCCUGCCACGCUGACUCUUUGUGAGGAGCAUUGGUUAACUCUUGACGGUGGAGCCUGUUUGUACAUCCCUUCGAUUCCACGCCACUAUUCUUUCAGUCAUUUGAAGGGGCAAGCCGUGGACCGGCAGAUGUCUUGGCAUCUUACUGAAGAUGCUGAUCGGGUUCAAUGCGGAUAUGCUACUCACCAUAAGACUCCUGGCUCUGAGGGGUAUCAUGACGUGCGUGGUCUACGACCCGGGAUCAUGGGUCUUGAUACUGCACCCCCAGGCGAGGUGUCAGCUGCUGCUCCGACUGUGAGCAACCGUCUGGCUCUUCUUGGGAGACAGUUACCCCCAUCGGAGUACAGAUGUUAUGGCUGGGCUUCCUCCCUAGCCAAAGGGUGGUGGGCGCGCAUGACUGGUUUCGUCUUGGCGCGCUGGGAGAGGGAUCUGAAGAGCAGUGGGUUGUAUGCACCCAUACGAGCUACUAUGUACGGCAUCCCAGUCAGCUGUCGCCAUUUCUUGGCUUUGCUGGAGACUUAUGUGCCCGAUAGCAACACCUUCCUGACCAGCGGAGAGCAGAUGGUUUGGGAGCAAAUUUAG
Molecule: messenger RNA, 1098 nt
Organism: Asparagus officinalis (garden asparagus)
Lineage: Eukaryota; Viridiplantae; Streptophyta; Magnoliopsida; Asparagales; Asparagaceae
Exons: 4
Coding region: 154-1098 (314 amino acids)
Source: RefSeq, a predicted model, not a curated record